Molecule: messenger RNA, 3375 nt
Organism: Eimeria acervulina
Lineage: Eukaryota; Apicomplexa; Conoidasida; Eucoccidiorida; Eimeriidae
Exons: 4
Coding region: 1-3375 (1124 amino acids)
Source: RefSeq, a predicted model, not a curated record
AUGGCUGCCCUUAUGAAGGACUCCUCUGUCUCCCCUCAAGCAGUGCCUGCCCCUGACUGCUGCUCCAAGCAGCAGCAGCAGCAACAGCAGCAGCAACAGCAGCAACAGCAACAGCAGCAGCAACAGCAGCAACAGCAACAGCAGCAGCAACAGCAGCAACAGCAGGAGAUUCUGUGUGCUGCUGCUGCUUCUCGUGAUGCCCCUCAAUGGGGCGCUCUGUGGGCAGAGCUGACGUCUCCUUUCAGCAGCAGCAACAAGGAGAGACACGCUUGCUGCUUACGUCUGCUAUGCAGCAGAUACAGCAGCAGCAGCAGCAGCAACAGAGGCAUCCCUUAUGAUCACUGGGGGCCCCUUGCUGGAUUGGCUGAGGUGUAUGUACACCUGGCGUUGCAAGGAGAUGUUAGUAUUAUGCAUGCGCUUGCUGCUCUCUGUAAGCAAGCUGCAUAUACACCCCGUGCUGCUGCUGCUGCAGACCCAUUCCGGUUUGCUGCAGCAGCAGCAAAGUUUGUUGCAGUCAUGUCGAGGGUCUUGUUGCCUGUGCAGCAGACGCAAGCAACAGCAACAUCAGCAGCAGCUUCUGCUGCUGCUGCUGCUGCAGAGGGGGGAGGGACGGCGGGUGAUGGCUCUGUUGCUGCUGCUCUUCUUGAUGAUAUUCCUGCUGCUGCUGCUGCUUCUGCUGCUGCUGCUGCAGCUGAGGCAGCAAAGGUUAGUAGCGAAGCAGCUGCUGACAUCGGUAGCCUUGCUUCCGUGUUCGCUGCAGCAGCAGCAACAAGAGCAGCAGCAGCAACAGCAACCCCAAAUUGGGGUGCAGCAACCAAAGCAGCAUUUGCUGCGCUGCGCCGCUCUGUUGUUGAGUUGCUGCACUCAGCAGCAGCAAAUCUGAUGCAGCCUAUCUUCCACAACAAGCUCCCCAGUGCAGCAGCAACAACAGCAGCAGCAACAGGAUCUGCAGCAGCAGCAGCAGCAGCAGCAACAGCAGCAGCAGCAGGUGGAGAAGCAGAAGCAGCUGCUGCCGCCGCCGCAGCAGCAGCAGCAAAUGAAUUGGCUCCUCCCCCCAGCAGCACAGGUGCUGCUUAUUUAAAAGAAGUAUUAACAAAUGCUGUUGCUGCUUUAACAGAGACAGACAAGGAGACAGCCGAAGAGACAGCAGAAGAGACAGAGAGAGAGACAAAAGAAAAUAGGGCAGCAGCACUCCAGCCAGAAGAAGAGCUGCUGCUGCUGCAGACUUUGCUGCAGUUUGCACAAGAGCCGGAGCUUGCUUCACAUCUUUGCUGCUGCAGCACUUUAAAUUGUCUCCUCGCCAGGUGUAUAGGCAGCUUGGGGGCGCUAAGAGAACAGCACCAACCAGCAGCAGCAGCAGAAUAUGAAAGGACGAAAGGAGACACAGAGACAGAAGCAGCAGCAACAACAACAGCAGCAGCAGCAGCUGUUGCUGCUGCUCUUAGCCCUGCAUGUAUCUCCUGGGGUUGGCAGGAGCUGGUGCUGCAGCUGCUGCUGCUGCUGCUGCAGCAGUGUCCCUCAGGCCCACGCGGGGCUGCUGCAGAGAUGCGUGUGCUGCUGCAGCAGCUGUCUGUGCUGCUGCAGCAGCUGCUGUCUCCUGUCUCCUCAGCAAGAGGAAGAAGCCUACGCAAUGAUCUUAUCUCUUUGCUGCUGCUUAUCUCAGCACACCCGCUGCUGCUGCAGCACUUAACCCCAAGCGGGGCCCUCAGAUUGCUGCUGCGCUUCGCCACAUUCGAUGAGGCCUUAAAGACAACACCUGCUGCUGCUAUUGCUGCUGCUGCUGCUGCUGCUGCUGCUAUACCUGCUGAGGAUCCUACGCAGGAUGCAACUGAGGCUGCUUCUGGGGCUGCUGCUACUCCUGCUGCUGCUCCUGCUGCUGCUGAGGGUCCGGCUGCGGUGCUGAGGGAGCAAGGCCAACAGGCUCUGUGCAGCAGCAGCAGCAGCAGCAACAGCAGCAGCAGCAACAGCAGCAGCAGCAGCAGCAGCAGGUGCGUGCGGGCGAAGGAGUUGGCUACUGCUGAAGACGUGGAGCUGCUGCAGCUGCUCUGGUUGUGUGUUUGCUGCUGCAUGCGAGAUUGCUGCUGCUGUGCUUUGUCUACGCAUUACCCUGUAGCAGCAACACUUGCAGCAAUAGCAGAUGCCAGCGACCCGCGAAGAGACUGUCUCCUUGCUGCUGCUCCUUGGAGAUUCACAGGCAAGCAGCAGCAGCAGCAGCAGCAGCACAAGCAGCAGCACAACAAGCAGCAGCAGCAAAUGAAACAGUGCCAGCUGAAGGAGCUUGCUGCUGCUGCACUCUGCUGCCUAGGAGACCUCACAUUGAGGUGCCCUGCUGCUGCUGUUGCUGCUGGAGGCCCUGCUGCGCUGCUACGGAUUGCUGCAGCAGCUGCUGCGAGAGGAGACAGUGAAACAUGUGCUGCUGCCUUGAGACAGGGAGUGGCUAUGCUAGACGCAGCAGCAGCAGCAGCAGCAACAGCAGCAGCAGCAGAAUGUAGUGUCUGGACAAGUGCUCGCGACGCCUUUCUUCAGGCAGGGGCACUGCAGCAGCUCUUAAGCCUGCAGCAGCAGCUCCUCCAGCAGCAGCAGCAGCAGCAGCAACGCAGGAAGCAGGUGGAGCAGCAGCAGCAGCCGCAGCAACAACGCCGGAAGCAGGUGCAGCAGCAGCAGCAGCAGCAGCAGCAGCAGCAAACGAAUACUGGCGGGCGGGUUAAGGGAGCUCUUUCCAGUGCAUGCAGCAGCACCAGCAACAGCAACAGCAGCAGCAGCAACAGCAACAGCAACAGCAACAGCAGCAACAGCAGCAGCAGCAGCUCGUGCAGCAGCAGCAGCAGCGACGGUAUGUGCUGCACUGAUUCUGGUGUUGGUUGGGGUGUCUGUACAGCUGAAGCAGAUUGCUGCUGCAGCUUGUGGCUGCUGCUGUCUCGUCUCUGCUUUGAAGACGAAGAUCUCUGUCUUUCAUUUGCUGCUGCUGGGGGACAGCAGCAACUCGUUUGCUGGCUUCUGCAGCAGUUUGCUGCUGAGGAAGCGCCAAGCUCGCUAACCAGUGCAGCAGCAGCAGCAGCAGCAGCAGCAGCAGCAGCAGCAAUCCGAAGCCUAGCCCUCUCCUCUGAGGAGACAGUUAAAUUCUUUAUUGCUGCUGGAGGCGUUGAGGCCCUCAUAACAGCAGUUGCUGCUACACCCCGUAGACACCUUCAGCCUGAUCUGCGUUGGGAGUUAUUCAUUUGUCUCCGUUUGCUGUCUCCUCUCGAAGCGUCUCCUUCGGGUGUAUUGACAGCAGCAGAGCAGCAGCAGCAAAUUUUUAUUGCUUCAGGAGAAGUGCUCUGGCGGCUGGAGGCCCUCACAGCAACUAAGGAGGCUUUAGAAGGUAAACACAGCUAG